UACACCAACGCACAACGUCCACGUCGAUGGCUCCGCGUUCGCAAACGAUACUGCAGACGAAACAGAAAAUUCUCACCAAUCAACUCCGAAAAGCAUCGACAGCAAUCGACAGAGAGCAGCUGCGCCGCCAACGAGAGUUCGCCAAGCGAAAAGUCAACCUGAAGUGUCAAUAUUCGGAUCUUAGCGCGGAGAAGGCACGAGCCACUCUGAAAGCGAUGGAAGAACGAGAAGAUUGGUCAAUCGGAAAGGCGUCGAAUGUCAAGCUACCAGCACUGGCAACGACUAAGGCGUCGCUAUGGAAGAGCAAGAGCGAGACUAACCUUCUAGCGCAGUCGACGGCUACACAAGAAAGUUGCGGUACGACCUUGCCGCCACUGAAGCUAGCGACGUCGAUGGCGUCGUUGUCGAACGUCGAGAAGAGUGACGAGAAACAAGAUGGCGUCGUUGACUGGUGGGACACCUACUCUUGCAACUACGUCCGUAUGCCGAAAUGGUCGCAGCGUCCGGCGGUCUAUCGUAGUCUACACGAUGUAACAACACAAUGUGGCAGCGGAACGGGUAGUCAAGAAGACGACGCAAACGAUGGAGUAAAACAAAAGAUUUAGACGCUAGCAGCUAGCUUUUUAACGCAACUAAUUAAUGGAGUUCAAUGCAACCUUGUAGAGACAUUUGGCGUUAGUCGUUCUGACGGCUAGUAAA
Messenger RNA from Corticium candelabrum, 699 nucleotides. RefSeq lists its product as uncharacterized. The record is from RefSeq and is a predicted model, not a curated record. Lineage: Eukaryota; Metazoa; Porifera; Homoscleromorpha; Homosclerophorida; Plakinidae. The transcript has a single exon. Bases 27 to 605 code for a protein of 192 amino acids.